Messenger RNA from Dermacentor silvarum, 841 nucleotides. RefSeq lists its product as uncharacterized. NCBI's taxonomy places the organism in Eukaryota, Metazoa, Arthropoda, Arachnida, Ixodida, Ixodidae. The record is from RefSeq and is a predicted model, not a curated record. The transcript is spliced from 3 exons. The coding region runs from base 1 to 600 and encodes 199 amino acids.
AUGUCCGCAAGGCAUUUCGCUUCGGGAGACAGUGCCGACGUGCGUUCGCCAGACACUCGGCUGUCGACCAGGGGCGUCGUCGAGUCGCAUCUCACCGGCUGGAUCCCGGAGCGGGACCUGCGUGAGGCCGGCUCUUCCUCGGGCGCCCAGCCCAAGCUGAGCCCCGUCAAGAGGUGCUGCCCUGGUGCCAGGCCUGCCAAGACGGCUCGAAUGCAGCGCAAUACGACCGCGGUGACGGCGACCGCCGCAGCGAUGCCCCACCGUCGCCGGUCGUACGAGGACAACUUCGUGAACCGGCAGAGCCUGGAGCUGGCCCAGUUAAGCCUAGCCGAGGAACGGGACGAAGACGAGGUCGAGAUGGCGAGCGCGGAGGCCGCCGCCCCUUCGCGGGAGGCCACCGCCGUCUUCGCCGGAGGCGCCGGCGACGCGUCGGCGAUGCCUUUCGCGUCUGGCGAAGAGCGCGCGAUGGCGGCGAGCGUCGACGCAACGCGGGCCUACUUACCGAGGGGCACGUUCGGCGAGAGAUGGACCCCGACGUGGAUGUAUGGGCCGGCCGUAGCACCGUUCGGCCCAGCGUGCCGAGAUCUGCUCAAGCCGUAGCGCCCACGCUGCUCACUCCCGCAACGAGCCUGACACUCAACGUCGUCGAGUCCUUUCGAUUUCCAUGAUUAUUUCCCCCCUAUGACAUUAUUUUAGCGUUUGUACUGCAUAAAGUUUUGAUAAAUGCCUUGAACGCCCGUAGCCCACUCUUCUGUCUCAGGAUAACAGUUUGGUUGACCUUUCUGUGUCAGCUCCGAUUUACUACUGCGCGUGACCCCCCACCGCCCCUGUAGAUGCUGUG